Messenger RNA from Cydia fagiglandana, 814 nucleotides. RefSeq lists its product as uncharacterized. Lineage: Eukaryota; Metazoa; Arthropoda; Insecta; Lepidoptera; Tortricidae. The record is from RefSeq and is a predicted model, not a curated record. The coding region runs from base 109 to 741 and encodes 210 amino acids. The transcript is spliced from 6 exons.
AAAUCGUGUAGCCGUCUUAAAAAUACAAAUACGCUAAUUUGUUUUGGAAAAUGAAAUGAUAAAUUUAAUGUUUAUUUGAGUUUAGGGGUGGGGUUCGAAGCGCGCGCCAUGGUGCGGUGGAAGUAUUGCCUGGUGCUGGCGCUGUUGCUCCUGCGGACCGACGCCAAGGACGACGAAGAUGAUGAAGAAAGUGAGGAAAGCGAUGACGAGGAGGAAGACGAGGCGGACGACUCCGAGGAGGAAGAGGAACGUUCGGACACGUUGGAUAUACCUCCGGGCCGGCGGACGCGGGUGUUAGGGCCACCGCCGAGCCCAGAGGGCGCUACCCCCACCAGGAUAACGAAGAGGGCUCCCCUCGAGUGCUACGUGUGUGGUUACAGAAGCGAGAUGCCGCUACGGUCGUGCCUUGAUCCUGCAAAAUACAGGGUUCAUUCAGUGACAUGUCACAACUUGGAGGACAAGUGCUUCACAACAGUGAUAUCAAAGGACAAGGCGUACGUGGCCGUCAUCCGCGGCUGCCGUACCGGCUGCGUCGGCUCUCCGGACACUACUUGCUGUGAGCGAGACCGCUGCAACAACCAAGCGUUCGCGAUGCCCAUUGUACCGCGCGCGCUCUCCGAUAGCUCGGAACCGGCGGCUCCGUUAUCCUCCAUCGCUGCCCAAACCACGCCUUCCAACGUGCUGUUCUUCGUCACGGUACUGCUGCUUCUGCAGACGGUGGUCAAGGUGGCUAUUGUGUAAUAAAUACAAAAUGUUGGCAAUGUAGUGCCGAGCGCGCACAUACCUUUUUCAUCCACCGCUGCCAAAAGCAUUC